AUUGGAACUUAUCAUGAUGUUUGCAAAAAAAAACUUAUCAUGAUAGAAGUGAGUUAGUGCUUCAUGCAGUCAAACGAGAUAGACACGAAUUAAAUGCUUGAAGGCGCCGCCCAUGGCCCGCGGGAUCAAGCUUGGGGCUCAAUAUAAGUUGGGUGCAAAAGGGAGAGUGGCCAGCCAAGUUAAGAUAACAAAAUCGUUUCAGUUUCGUACUGCUACUAGCGUUGCAGGGUUCCUGAUGGAGAGAAAGCUACUCAAAUGCCAAGCCCUGUUGAUCGGAUUGCUAUGCGCUCUUGAUAUCACCAGGGUUUCAGCUGAUGUCGGCACAGCUACAUCAUAUGGCCCUCCAUAUCUACCAACAAAAUGCUCAGGCUACAACCAGGAUCAACUGCCAGGGAAUGGUCUCUUUGUUGCAGCAGGGAAUGGGGUAUGGGACAAUGGUGCAGCAUGCGGUAGAAAGUACCGGCUCCGAUGCCUAAGCGGGCUCAGGCGGCCAUGCAAAGAUGGCACCAUAGUCGUGGAAGUUGUGGAUCUCUGCAGGAACAGGCCAUGUUCCUCAACCCUGGUCUUAUCCAACGAAGCCUUCGACGCUGUGUCCAAGAUUCCAAAUACAAAGAUCAACGUAGAAUACACACAGAUAUGAUACGAUGGAAAAGCAAUUCACUUGCUGACCAAACAAAUAGAUGCGGAAGAAAGCAGAGUUACCGAGAGACAUAUUAAGACUGUAUCAAGGGACCAGGCCUUAUACUAUAUGAAUAUAAACCAUUUAAGUGAAUUAAUUCCAGAAUUUAUGCUGAAUGCCUCUCUCU
Molecule: messenger RNA, 806 nt
Organism: Phoenix dactylifera (date palm)
Lineage: Eukaryota; Viridiplantae; Streptophyta; Magnoliopsida; Arecales; Arecaceae
Source: RefSeq, a predicted model, not a curated record